Molecule: messenger RNA, 4177 nt
Organism: Ceratitis capitata (Mediterranean fruit fly)
Lineage: Eukaryota; Metazoa; Arthropoda; Insecta; Diptera; Tephritidae
Gene: trbd
Product: ubiquitin thioesterase trabid
Exons: 10
Coding region: 551-3088 (845 amino acids)
Biological process (GO): cytoskeleton organization; positive regulation of Wnt signaling pathway; protein K29-linked deubiquitination
Cellular component (GO): cytoplasm; nucleus
Molecular function (GO): cysteine-type deubiquitinase activity; K63-linked polyubiquitin modification-dependent protein binding
Source: RefSeq, a predicted model, not a curated record
AGCUGUCAAAAUAUUGACGUAACAAAUUUGUGGUCCAUUUUCAUUUGCCCCAGUCGUUUAACAAUUUUUAUAUUUGUUGUAAUUCUGCAAAAAUUCCAAAAAAUAGAAAACACAAAUGAAUAUCAUGAAAUAAUAAAAUUCAAAGUUGAUAAAUAAAUUGUGCGGCACGUCGUUUUAAAGUGUGGAUGCGUGUUUAGCCUGCAAUUCUUCGUAUAACCAAAAGGGGCGGGAGUGUCCUCCAUCAUACAGUUAUCCAGAAGAAGUGUGAAGAAACAAUAUUAAUUGGUAUUUUUAAUACAUAUGCCAACGGUUGCAGUGUUCAAAGUACAUUUAUUUUUAAAGUUGCAAAUUAUAUUCUUAUUGGAUUUUUCAAGGUAUUAUAUGAAUUGAAUAAUACAACAAGUUACCUUGAAAUCUAAUAUCAUAAGCUGACCUUCAAGGAGUUUUCUGUGCUGUACUGUGAACUGUGGUUUUGUCAGACAAACCUUAAAACGCAGUUAGCUUUUGAGUUUUUUGAAGCUCCGAAGGUACUGUUGUUCCGGCUAAAGAAAUGUGCGAUUCAGAUGCCAGUAAAGUACAAAAGUGGAUAUGUGACUAUUGCACCUAUGAAAAUUUUCCCUCGUCACUGAAAUGCACCAUGUGCAAGGGUGCGAAACCACUUUUGAAUGAGGACAUCUUUCGAUUGAGUCCACCGCAAACUGCAUUCGAUGGUGAUGAGGAGCGUGGUGCCACAGCUGAUGUUGUUGAAGCUUCGAGCCUUAAUGCUUGCUUUUCACAAUCCCGACAAGAUGUACCCGCUACAACACCCGCCUCAGCAUCUCCAUCUGCUUGCGCUAAAUGGGCCUGCAAGAUGUGCACCUAUUUAAAUUGGCCACGCAGUUUACGUUGUGUACAAUGCUGCACUAAGCGAGGAACUGCUGUUACUGAUAUUAACGUUGAUCUACAUAUUUGCAAUGCAGAGGAAGCUGCCGCAGCUUCAUUGACAGCAACAGAAAACUUAGAUACAAUUGAUGGUACACAAAAUUAUAUGGAGAAAAAAGCAAAGAAUGAAGAUAGAAGCGAAACGCCGGCUAUAGUUCAUAUGUCAACAGCAUCGGCGAAUUCAUCGAACAAUCUUAAAGAUCAAUUGAAAGUUUUACGUAUCACUAAUGAUAUGGAAUUGAAUGCUAGUAAUUUAGCAGAAUCAAAUAGAUGUGAAGCAAGUGGUCACCCAGAACAAAUUCAUAAAAAACCGAGUAAUAGCUAUAUUCAAUCUGUUGGCGCCGCUUCAAGUAGACUAAACCCAUUUGAACAGUCGUCCAAUACCAAUAUGGUUGCUGCAACCACUAACACAACCAUUAAUACAACUCAUCUAAAUAAUCUUGCAAAUACUUCGCAGCACCAGAACCAGCAACAACAGCACAAUCAAUCGUCCACAUCUCUGCAAAACUGUUAUGUUGCCAAAUGGGCCUGUAAUACGUGUACUUAUGAAAACUGGCCAAAAAGUCUUAAAUGUUCCAUGUGCGGAGAACCCCGUGAUGGAAAUGCAACUUGUAUAGCUUCUUUGGGCGACAACAACGCCGUUACUGCUACAUCAAACUCGGGCAGUAAUAAAUUCCUUAAUAUAAAGGAUGAAAAUCAUGACAUGACUGUGUCAACGAAUAAUUCAUUCAACAAGAAACACAUUUACCAACUAGGUUCUUCUGAGACUAUAAACAACUGUGAUACGGUACAAGAGCGUCAAGAACGGCGUCAACGACAAAUAAGACGACAGGUUGACUGGCAGUGGUUAAAUGCUUGUCUUGGUGUUGUGGAAAAUAACUAUAGCGCUGUAGAGGCGUAUUUGUCUUGCGGCGGUAAUCCUGCUCGUGCUUUAACGGCGACUGAAAUCGCAAUCUUAAAUCGUAACUCAGCGUUUGAUGUCGGUCAUACGCUUAUACAUCUAGCAAUACGUUUUCAUCGUGAAGAAAUGUUACCCAUGUUACUUGCACAGAUCUCCGGCUCUGGGCCUGGCAUAAAGCGAGUACCUUCCUAUGUUGCACCAGAUUUAGCUGCAGAUAUACGAAGGCAUUUUGCUAAUACGUUGCGUAUGCGUAAGACUUCCUUCAAUUGUUUGUAUGUGCAAGAACAUGCUACAUUUGCUUUACCAGCUGAAAUAGAAGAGUUGCCAAUUCAGAUACAAGAACAACUGUAUGACGAACUGUUAGAUCGUGAUGCACAAAAGCAACUGGAAAAUCCACCACCUGCACUGAAUUGGUCUUUGGAAAUCACAGCUCGUUUGGGUUCGCGCUUAUUGGUGUUGUGGAAUCGUAGCGCUGGCGAUUGUCUGCUAGACUCGGCAAUGCAAGCCACUUGGGGUGUAUUUGAUCGUGAUAAUACACUGCGUCGAGCCUUAGCAGACACUUUACAUCAAUGUGGUCCCAUUUUUUAUCCACGUUGGAAAGAGUACGAAAAAUGGCAGGCUUCAAUGUUGCACUUUACACUUGAAGAUGCCCAAUGGCAGGACGAUUGGAGUAACUUGCUAACGUUAGCCAGUCAACCGGGCUCGUCGCUGGAACAGUUGCAUAUAUUUGCUUUAGCUCAUAUACUGCGUCGACCAAUAAUCGUUUACGGUGUAAAAUAUGUAAAAAGUUUUCGUGGUGAAGAUAUUGGCUACGCGAGGUUUGAAGGUCUGUACUUGCCUUUAUUUUGGGACCAAAAUUUCUGCAUAAAAUCACCUAUUGCGCUCGGUUAUACACGUGGUCACUUCAGUGCUUUAGUGCCCAUGGAACCAUUUGCACGUAUCGAUCCACGUCGUGAAGAGCCAGAGGAUGUGCGAUAUCUGCCGUUGAUGGAUUGUGAAUCAAAACUUUUGCCUAUACACUUCUUAACUCAGGCUGAGAUGGGUCGCGAAGAGGCUAUAAUGAGACAAUGGCUUGAUGUAUGCGUUACAGAUGGUGGCUUAUUGGUUGCACAGCAAAAACUGCGAAAACGACCGCUAUUGGUCGCACAAAUGUUGGAGGAAUGGCUGAAUCACUAUCGAAGAAUCGCUCAAGUCAUAACGGCGCCUUUUGUUGGAAGGCCGCAACAAACCGGCUACUCUAGCGAGGGUGAUUCCGAUGAAGAAUAGGCACGAGCACAAACUGGUUGCAGUUCUUCGAAUUGGGGGCAGCUUCCUCGACGGUAACAUUGAGCCACAUGUAAUGGACAUGGAAUAAAGUGGUAGUGUAAACUUGAUUAUUAAGUGAAAAUCCCAAAACAUUAACUGAAUACAUAUAUAAAUAUAUACAAAUUAUGAUAAUUAACUAAAAGUAUGGAUACCUAGAAACAAACAAACUUACAUACAUGCCGUUAAAUUGAUUCAAAACAUACUUUACGUAGUUAAUGGUUAUUGUAAAAAGAACUUACGUAUUCGUAGGUUCGUACAAUGCAAACUUAUACAUCCAUACAUAAAUAUAAAACAAGGAAUAUAACAUAAUUUAAUAAAAAAAAAUCAUAUCCGUUUCCAAUUCAACAUUAAUUGUUGAUUUUAGUUAAAGGACUAAAAAUAUACAAUGGAGGAAAACGAAACAUAAGGACAUUAAAGAACUUUAUGUUUAAAAAGAGUACCACACCCAAUGGCAGGUGUGUAAUAAGAAAUAAAUAAAGUUUAAAAUUGUAUGUAAUAAAAACAAUAGUCAAAAGACAAAGCGGAUAUGGGUUUUAAAAAACAACAAUAACUAUAGCGUCUCACUAAAAUAUGUGCUACUUAAAAUAUUGUCUAAAGAAAAUGUCAACGAUUCACUGACAUUGAACUGCAAAUAUACAUACAUACAUGGAUACGUUGAGUCUCAAGUAAAUCAAAUAAAAAGGAAAUAAAUUCAAAUUAAAAUAAAUUUAAUAAUUAAUAAUAAUAUGUAUUAUUUACAAAAACAAAUGAAUGUAAAAUAUGUAAUUCUUGAACUAGAAAAUAUUUUAUUGUAAUAACGAGUUUCUUUUUGCUGGCCAACGGCAUUUGUCGAGCCAAUUUUACCAGUAAUUGUCCGCAAUCAAAAAAAAAAAAGAGAAAAAACCUUAAAAUACAUUUAUAUUGAAACAAUUUUAAAAAAUGUACAUCUACAAUAAUGAUUUAAAUAGUAAAGAAAAAAUGAGGUAUAUGAUGAUGAAUGAUGUAUGAGAAAAUAAUAUUUAUAGUUGUUUACGAUUUUUUUUGGAAUUAUAAAUGGAUUAUUACUACAUA